Pomacea canaliculata is the source of this 6757-nucleotide messenger RNA. Its product is annotated as multidrug resistance-associated protein 1-like. Gene Ontology annotation, cellular component: membrane. Gene Ontology annotation, biological process: transmembrane transport. Lineage: Eukaryota; Metazoa; Mollusca; Gastropoda; Architaenioglossa; Ampullariidae. The record is from RefSeq and is a predicted model, not a curated record. Gene Ontology annotation, molecular function: ATP hydrolysis activity; ABC-type transporter activity; ATP binding.
UCCCAACAGUAGUGCGACCACCGUCUGGCUCUCGCCAUGUUUCUCGGAGCAAAGCGUGUUGUAGAGUGUGUACGAGCCUGAAGUUCCGCUUCUAACAUCGUAGAAACUGUAAUUUGAAGUCUGAAUUAUCUCUGUGGGUAUCGAACUACUGACAGAUUUUUAAUGUGGUCUGUGGUCGAAGGGAUGCUCAGUGGAAUUUUUCCAAGAAGAAGCUGUGAAAAGGAGCCUCAGACCUUUGCCAAUGUUUGGUUGCGUUCCUGUCAGAAAAGACAUUUAGAACACACUACACAUUUCUGACAAUAGACAUUGUUGACAGAUGUCAGGGAGAUUGAAACAACUGCUUCACAUUCUCUAGUGAAAAUACGAGAAAAUUGUGUGUUGUUUAAUCUCAGGUCGUUCACAGACCCAAGAGUUGUUGACACAUGUGUCAAGUGUUGACUUGUUUUGUUGAAAGAACUAAAGAAAGGUGAUCAUGGCUCUGUCUGAGAACCAAAGUGGCUCACUGGCACAUCAAAUCUUGUUUGGUUUUGAUGCAUUUUGUGGAGAAAUAUUUUGGAACGACUCUCUGCUGACAGACAACACAUGGCCUCAGUUCACCCAGUGUUUCCAGGACACUAUGCUCGUCUGGGUGUCUUGUGGACUCUUCUGGCUCAUGGUACCAUGUCUUGUUUUCGGGGUGGAACGAGACGAGCAUCGCAAGCCCCCGCUGCCUGUGUCGUGUCUCAACACAGCUAAACUGCUCUGCAGCUCCAGCCUCACCUUGCUGAGCAUUGUCUCUCUUAUUCGACAACGUCGACGACAAGCCUGAUGCGAUUGCGGGAUUCAUCGGCGAUGCCAUUGUGGUGGUGACUUUGUUCGCUGCUUCCUUCCUGACGCAAUAUGAGCGAAAACGAGGCGUGUACACGUCAUCAGUGUCAUUCAUCUUUUGGACCGUGAAGCUGCUGUUGGACAUCAUACCUUUCUACACCUACAUCAUGACUCAGGUUUACAGCACUAACGUUUUUAUCUUUGUGGUCUUCGUGUUGAUGUACAUCCUCGAAUUCGUCAUGGUAAUCCUCUACUCCUUCAGUGAGCAUCCCCCAACAUCCAAGAGAGGCUACAAAGGCUUAGGAUCGGAGCCUUCUCCAGACAACGCCUCUUAUUUGUCCCAGAUUACAUUUUCAUGGCUUACCAGCUUCAUGGUCUUGGGCUACAAGCGGGACAUUCAGAUGUCGGACAUGUGGGACCUGAACCCCCGCGACAGCUGUGAGGCGGUGGUUCCGGUCUUUGACCGGCUCUGGAAGGCGGAGGUCGAGCGCUGCAUGUCUAAAGGAGUUGUGCGGCAAGAACCGUUGGUCCAGUACAAGAACGGUUCUGUCAGCACCCCUUCCAAACGACACCUGUCCGAGCACUCGCUGUUGAGGGAAGGGAUGGAAGGUGCCUCCUACUACACGGAAUUCUUUGAUGUGAUGCCAUCCGGGACUUACCACUUCAAGCAGCGGCCGUCCCUGUAUCGGGUCCUAUGGAAACAGUUUCGAGGCAGUAUGAUCCUUUGCAUCGUGCAAAAAAUCCUCAGCGAUGUCGCCUUGUUGUUAAGCCCGCCGAUACUUGGAGAACUCAUUAACUUUGUGGCCAACCGGCGGCCGGAGAGGGAAUGGAUCGGGUACGUGCUGGUGGCCUGCCUUCUCGUCACCGGCAUGCUCAAGACAAUCUUCUUCGCCCUGUCCAUGUACAGGUCCUGGCUGAUCGGCAUGCACAUCAAGGCUAUUUUAACCAGUACCAUCUACAGCAAGGCCAUGCGUCUCAGCAACGACAGCAAAAGGGCGAGCACGCAAGGUGAGGUGGUCAACCUCAUGUCCGUCGACACGCAGAGGGUGCAGGAGUUCCUGACGAGGGCCUUCUACGGUCUGACCACACCCCUGCAAAUCCUGCUGGCCUUGGUACUCAUCUACCUUCAGGUGGGCGUGUCCAUGUUCACGGGCUUCGCCAUCCUCGUGCUGCUCAUCCCUUUCAACACCUACAUGGCGGGCAUGCAGCGCAAGUUCCAGGAGAAGAACCUCAGGUUCAAGGACAUCAGGGUCAAGCUGGUCUCUGAGAUCCUCAACGGCAUCAAGGUGCUGAAACUGUACGCAUGGGAACCGUCUUUCGAAAAGAAAGUGGCUGAUAUCAGAUUCAGGGAAAUUCUGUAUCUCUUUAAAAUCGCCGUUUUGUAUCUCGUCACAGGCUGCUGCUGGAAUAUCGCCCCGUACCUAGUGACCUUGGCGACCUUCGCGACCUUCAUUCUGUCUGACCCCAACAGGUUCCUUGACCCUGGCACAGCCUUCGUCACUCUGGCACUCUUCAACAUCCUACGGACGCCGAUGGACUUUCUCUCCACAACCAUCUCGUUCGGUGUGCAGGUAACAGGAGGCGUGACGAGGGCGCGAGUGUCGCUAGAUGAGCUUCUCUGGCAAAUGUGUCGCUCAAAGCGAAUCAACAAGUUUUUGUGUAUGGACGAAAUUGAUUUCAACACUGUGCGGCAUUCAACAGAUUCAGCCUAUGCCGUAAAGAUUGAACAUGGAACAUUUUCGUGGGGUUCAAAGCUCACGCCUGUCUUAAAAAACAUAGACCUGCAGGUACCAGACGGACUUCUGAUCGCUGUUGUGGGUCAGGUUGGGGCUGGAAAGUCUUCUCUCAUCAACGCCAUUUUGGGGGAAAUGGAUAAGGUUAAAGGUCACGUCAUUGUCAGGGGUACUGUCGCUUACGUGGCCCAGCAGGCUUGGAUACAGAACGCGACCCUCCGUGACAACGUUCUGUUCAGUCAACCGUAUCGAGAUGACAAGUACCGCAAGGUUCUCAAAGCCUGUGAACUGGAGCGGGACUUGGAAAUUUUGGCGGCGGGAGACAUGACUGAGAUCGGUGAGAAGGGUAUCAACCUCAGUGGUGGCCAGAAGCAGCGCGUUAGUCUGGCUCGUGCCGUCUAUAGCGACAGCGACAUCUACCUGAUGGACGACCCGCUGUCAGCCGUGGACAGUCACGUGGGCAAGGCCAUCUUCAAAAACGUCAUCGGGCCUCACGGACUUUUGAAGAAGAAAACGCGUAUUCUGGUGACGCACGGCGUGCACUGGCUGCCCGUGGUGGACCAGAUCAUCGUGCUCAACGGCGGCAAGAUCUCUGAGACAGGCAGCUACACGCAGCUGAUGCAGCACGAUGGCCCCUUCGCCCAGUUCCUCAAAACCUACUUCAGCGAGGAGAUCGUCAUGGAGCAGGAAGAGGAAGAGGACCCUGAAAUUCUGGAGAUGAAACAAAAAAUUCUAGAACACAUGGAAUCUGUCACAUCAGACGCGGCCACAUCCGGGGACGAAAGUAAAAGGCCGUUUAAAUCGCAGACGCAGUUACAAGAAGCAGAACAGUGGGAUUCAGCGGUCCCUGAGCUACGACAAGAAGAGUCUGCAAGAAGCCAGGAAGACGCAGACAAAGCAAGAGGAAGGAAAACUCAUUUCCGAAGAGAAGUGUCAUGGCGUGUCUAUGGAGCCUACCUGAAGGCGGCUGGUGUUUUGCCCUUUUCUCUCGCAAUGAUCUGCUUCGCUGGUUUCCGCGCCUUCAGUGUGGUGGCCAACUUCCUGCUCAGCCAGUGGACAGAAGACCCCCUCCUCAACAACCAUUCAGCUUGGGGGUCAGAGGUGUUUGUUGACACAAACCAUUCGUACCUUUUAUAUUACGGACUAACAGGAGCAGCUCAAUUGGUGCUACUGAUGAUUUACAACUACUUUUACUGGACACGCAUGGUGUACGCUGGGCGAGCUCUCCACAACGGUCUCAUCAACAAGUUGUUUCGGGCGCCAAUGGCAUUCUUCGACACCACGCCCAUCGGCCGCAUCAUCAACCGUGUGUCCAGGGACAUCGAAAUAGUAGACACGCUGCUACCGCUUAUCUUCAGGGACUUCAUGUCGACCUUUGUUCUGGUCUUGGUGACCCUGAUCGUAAUUUUGAUCCAGACACCAAUAUUCGCCGCUGUCCUGGUCCCACUGCUCGUCCUCUAUUAUUUCAUCCAGAGGUUCUACAUCCCCACCUCGCGACAGGUGAAAAGGAUAGAGUCCAUCACGAGGUCACCUAUCUUCACUCAUUUCAGCGAGAGUUUGAGCGGCGCCGCCACUAUUCGCGCUUACCGAGCCACGGAUCGCUUCGUGGCGGAAUCCAAGACGAGGGUGGACAAAAACCAAGUGUUCUACUUCACGUCGGCCGCCAGCAUCAGAUGGUUGCAGAUGAACUUGGACUUCCUAGCCAACAUCAUCGUCUUCAGCGCCGCCAUCUUUGAGCUCAUUUCCACUUCGUCAACUGGAGGAGGUCUGGGGCUGUCUGUGUCAUACGCUCUGCAGAUCUCCGGGACCCUGACCUUCAUGGUGCGAAAUGUCAGCGAGUUCGAAACCAACAUCGUGUCCGUGGAACGAAUUAGAGAAUACACCUCCAUCGAUACAGAGGCAGAGUGGAUCAAUCAGAGCAGACGACCUCUACCCAACUGGCCAGUGGAAGGUGUUGUCGUCAUGGAGAACUACCAAACCCGCUACAGGCCUGGCUUGGACCUCGUCCUGAAGGGUCUUUCCUGCAAAAUCAAAGGCGGCGAGAAGGUGGGUAUCGUGGGCCGCACCGGCGCCGGCAAGUCGUCGUUAACCCUCUGCUUGUUUAGAAUCAUCGAGGCGGCUGGCGGAGCCAUCUUUAUUGAUGGCAUCAACAUCGCCGACAUCGGCCUGCAUGACCUGCGCUCCCGCCUGACCAUCCUGCCGCAGGAUCCAGUGCUCUUCUCUGGGUCUCUCCGCUUCAACCUUGACCCCUUUGACCAGUAUUCGGACGAGCUGGUAUGGCAGGCGUUGGAGAGGGCUCACCUGAAGAACUUUGUGGCAGGCUUGCAGGAUGGCCUUAACUACGAGUGCGGGGAGGAGGGUCAAAACCUCAGUGUGGGCCAGCGACAGCUGGUGUGUCUGGCCAGAACACUGCUCCGCCGGACCAAGGUGCUGGUGCUGGACGAGGCGACAGCCGCAGUGGACAUGGAGACGGACGCCCUGAUUCAAAACACCAUUCGCCUAGCCUUCCACAACUGCACCAUCAUCGCCAUCGCCCACAGACUCAACACCAUUCUGGAUUAUGACAGGAUCAUGGUCAUGGACGACGGUGUGAUCAAGGAGUUCGACUCCCCGUCCCGGCUGCUGGCUGAUUCCACUUCGCUGUUCUACGCCAUGGCCAAGGAUGCCGCCCUCGUGUGACCUUUUUAACCAUCGUCACAUACCGGAACUACAAGAUCAAACUGACAAACUUCACCCUCCGAAAUUUUGAUGAGCGCAUGACUCAACUCACAAGAACAACCCAUCUAUUUAUAGUCUCUUCCCUUCUCAGUUUUAAUGAAAACACGUUAAAUAACACUUAAUCGACUGCAGUCCUAAAUGUGAGACUGCUAAAUAAUCUUGAUAAUUGGCUAACAUAUAUCCUGGUAAUUGAAUGAUCUAAUAAUUAACUACUGUGCCUUGUAUAAAUGUAUCACUUUGGAAGUACCUACUUCACUCUACUACACGUGGCGAUGCAUACUGGGCUCUGCCAAAUGGACUUCCUGGCAUUUGUUCCUGGGUUAGGGUUAGUCAGGAAAAUACAUUCACUUUCAUAAUUGCCUUCCAAUUAAACACCUUAAGAGGAGCCUGUCAAUUAAAUACCAUCUUAUGUGCACGCCAUACCCUCCUACCUUACUGACCCGGAUAUUUUUUUAACUGCUUUUCACGUGAUCUGCUGACAGACCCCGGUGAUUUACUGUGCUGUAACCUUAGUUACUGACCGGACAUAAAUCCCCAGCCUCACCCUCCCAUCCUGCUGUUGAGGUGGACUAGUGCUGAGCAGCAUCAGCUGAUCACUAGCCUUUCUCCUGUCCAUGCCAAAAGCUGCACAGGAAAGAUGAUAGCUAUAUUUACUGUGAUUGUGAUUGUUUGUAUGUGAGUGAAGAUGUAAACAAGACAGUAUCUGUAUUAAGUGGCUGGGAAACAGGCAGCACCCUUCUGAAGGCUGCUUCCUGUCUUUGAACACAACGAAUGAUUGCGUCUCAUUUGCUGUUCAUUGUACCUACAUGUACAUCGUGCUAUUUCAGAAACAUUUAUUAAGUAUGCCGGCAGUUUUUGCCUUGUCACUGUGUCCGGGAGUUAAUAUUUUGUUCUUUAAAUAUCUCCUUAAGCGUUGGCUUUUUUGUUUGUUUGUUUUUAGUUGUUUUUUUCUUUAUAUCUGUUUGAUUGGUAUCUGCAGCUAUUUUGAACGCUGCUCUGUGCAUAAUAAUACUGAUCUUGUCCGGUAAUUGUCAAACUUUCUUCUCCUAUUUUAAGGAUUGUUAACAACUAAUUAACAUUUUAUCUCUCGACAGUAUUUUUGCUUAUGCCUGUACAUGCUAUUAUAGAAUACAAAAAUACGUCUUUCUAUUUUUGUCCUGGUUUUUUUUUUCCUUCGCUCUUCUUCCUUCUCUCUUCGAUUCUCUUUUUCUCUCUUUUUUUUAAAACUGCUUGAGAAUUAACCAGUUAAUUGCAAUAAAAUAAUUUAAUGGCAUGCAUAGGUUAGUUUUGAAUUUUUUAUUUAAUAAAUUCUGUUUUCAAAAAUGUUCUUAAUAUGUGUAGAAUAUGUGUUACUGAGAACAAUAAAAUAAAAACCAGUGUGACACCAUCUGUGUUUAAGUCAACUUCCAUAUGAAACAUCUUUUUAAAAAUCACAUGAGUCCAAGACAUAUUUACAAAAGCACACUUUAUAGUUUAAAAAAGUAUUUGCGCUUACAAAA